AACCAAAACAAACACACAAAAGCUUAAUUUUCCAUCUUUUCCGCAGAAUUUCCACCUCAAGUGCCUCAAUGGGCAAACUGGAGCUGGGACAGACGCUGUCUGGGCACAAGGGACGUGUGUGGAACGCCGCCUGGCAUCCGACGGGCAGCAUUUUAGCCACUUGUGGCGAGGACAAGACGAUCAGGAUUUGGCAGCAGGAGGGCAGCAACCGGUGGGUGACCAAGACGAUCCUCUCGGACGGCCACAACCGCACGAUCAGGAGCGUGGCCUGGUCUCCCUGUGGACAGUACUUGGCAGCGGCAAGCUUCGACGCCACAGUGUCAAUCUGGGACAAGAAGUCAGGGCAGUUUGAGUGCAAUGCCACACUCGAGGGGCACGAGAAUGAGGUGAAGAGCGUGGCCUGGUCAGUGUCUGGCCACCUCCUGUCUACGUGCAGCAGAGACAAGUCCGUGUGGGUGUGGGAAGUGUCCGAGGAGGACGAUUUCGACUGCGCCGCAGUGCUUAAUGCUCAUACGCAGGACGUGAAGAAGGUAGUCUGGCAUCCGCGCGAGGACGUCCUGGCCUCCGCCAGCUAUGAUAACACUGUGAAGCUGUUCAAGGAGGACCCCGCGGACAGCGACUGGAUCUGCACGGCAACGCUGGCAUCGCAUUCCUCGACGGUCUGGAGUCUGGCGUUCUCAAGCGACGGCAAGCGCCUGGCGUCCUGCAGUGAUGACCAGACCAUCAAGAUUUGGCAGUCGUACGCGCCAGGAAACGAAGAAGGCAUCGCCACGCCGGACAACGAAGUGGUGUGGAAGUGUGUCUGCACACUGUCUGGCUUCCACACGCGCAGCAUCUAUGAUCUGUCGUGGUGCCACUUGUCCGGCCUCCUGGCCAGUGCUUCGGGCGACGAUAGCAUUCGCGUGUUCCAGGAGGCGCCCGGGUGCGACAAGAACAGCCCCACGUUCGAACUCGCCGCUACGGAGGCGCGCGCUCAUGCUCAGGACGUGAACACCGUGAGCUGGAAUCCGACACAACGCGGUCUUCUCGUGUCCACGAGUGACGACGGUGACGUCAAGAUAUGGUGCUUCACCGAAUAAA
Molecule: messenger RNA, 1080 nt
Organism: Phlebotomus argentipes
Lineage: Eukaryota; Metazoa; Arthropoda; Insecta; Diptera; Psychodidae
Gene: Ciao1
Product: probable cytosolic iron-sulfur protein assembly protein Ciao1
Exons: 1
Coding region: 69-1079 (336 amino acids)
Biological process (GO): iron-sulfur cluster assembly
Cellular component (GO): cytosolic [4Fe-4S] assembly targeting complex
Molecular function (GO): protein binding
Source: RefSeq, a predicted model, not a curated record